Entamoeba dispar SAW760 is the source of this 549-nucleotide messenger RNA. RefSeq lists its product as uncharacterized. The record is from RefSeq and is a predicted model, not a curated record. The transcript is spliced from 2 exons. Bases 1 to 549 code for a protein of 182 amino acids. NCBI's taxonomy places the organism in Eukaryota, Evosea, Mastigamoebida, Endamoebidae.
AUGUCAGUUGAAACUAUUCAACAUCAAAAUCAAUCAAACACUAUGGAAGAAGAAACAACUAAAGAUACUUCAUCAAUUACAACAAUUCCACAAUCACCUAGUCAAAAUCAAACAAAUGGUACUUCAUCACAAUUAACACAAAAUGAUAAGACUGAUACUCUUAGUUAUUUAAACACAAUGAAAUAUACUAAAACUAGACAAUAUUUAGAACAUCUUAUGCAAAAUAUAAAUAACAUACCUAAUACUUGGUAUAUUAAUAAUCAAUUAAUUUAUGUUCCUAUUCCUGAUUCAAUACAAGAUUUUAAACAUGACUCUAUUUCAAAUCAAGUUAAAAAUUAUCUAAAUACAUUGAUUAAUAAUGAUGACGAUAAUGGAAUAAAUAAAAGAAUGCAAAAAUUGGUUCAAAUUCUUAGUACCAACUUUAAAAAUAUUUAUAACUCUAUUCAGUAUUCUAUUAAUUAUUAUGUACAAGCAUUCAUGAAUUAUAUUUCAUCAAUAUUAAGCAGAUCAAUAAUGAAUUGGGAUCUUAAAGGAAUGGAUAUUAUGUGA